UGCAUAAAAACAGCGUUGCAUCCGAGCGGCACCCGUCCUCGUUCCCAACGAGCUAUACUCAUAAGUACAGCUCACCACUCUAUCGGGUGCCAUGCCGCACUCUGACGCCGCUCCAAAGGCCCUGCCGCUGUCCGGAAAAGAUCCUUUGGUUAGGGUGUCGCCUCCCACCUUUAUCCAUGCCCUCAGCAAAGACACGAGCGAAUCCCAUGUCACUCUCAGCCCAUUAGCUUCAUUGAGUGGCUGGCUUUCCCUCCCGCAGGCCUGGUUCUUUGAUUACGAGCUGGAUCACGACACAUUAGCUAGGGCGCUCGCUCAGGUUUUACAGAGGCACCCGGUCUACUCUGGCCGUCUGGUCGACAUUUCCGGAGGCUUAUACAAGAUAGAGCUAAGCAAUGAAGGCGUGCCGCUUGCCAGAGGAACGUCGCACCUCACUCUCGCCGAUCUGGUGCCACGCUUCAUCCAGGGCGGCAGCGAGGUCGGUCACCCGGCGUUUCUCGAGUUCAUGUACGAGCCCCACAUGCCGACCCUUGACCAGAUUCUAUCGCAACGAAAGCCGUUUAUUUCCGCUUCGCACAUCACUCUGGCUGACAAAACCUCCGUGCUUGCCAUGCGUUUUUCGCACGCUUUGUUUGAUGAGACGCACAUCGGCUUGUUUAUGCGUGACUGGGCCGAUGCGGCACGCGGAGAAUUCCAGAUGGAUGAUCAAACCGCGGCGAAGGACACUGUCAGCAACCUGCGCGCGCUCGCAAACCCAGAGAACCACAUCGAGUUUACCGGGGACUUUGAUGCCCCCAAUGACACCGUCUUUGCGUUCCCGUCGGAGGAAGCCGUCGGAGGCAUGUUGGGGACUUUGCAGGAGGCCCUUUCCAAGAGCGCGUACGAGGUGUUUCACAUUCCGCAAGGCCGAAUCGACCGUCUGAUGACCGAGCUGCGCAGAGAAGAUCCCCGCCUGUCCCAGCAAGACUGCAUUGCCGCCGUGGUCUUCAAGAUAGUUUCCCAAUGCCGCGAUCCUGGCAUGACGCGCAUGGGGUUUGCUUCGGAUCUACGUCUGAAACUGAACCCGCCUGCCAGAGAAGCACGCGCAUGUGUGCAGCUUUCUUUCGCAAUCCCUGCAGUCAAUGCAGCGUCUGCCCCGCUCAUCAGCAUCGCAUCCUCCAUCCGCGACGCCGUUCUCGACAAGUCACUUGUCGCCGCCACCCUCGGGAUCAUCUACGCAGGCUUCGAGCACGGCCUCGGGCCUCGACUUUGCCCCACCUUGAACUUGGUGGGAAAAGGACCCGGAAGCACGCAGGACUUUUUCUGCACACAGUGGUCGCGCGCUGGCCUCUACGUUCCUGACUUUGGCAACGGACCGCCCCGCAAGUUUGCCAUCAUCGGCAGGGGUGGGCCCAGCGAACCCGCCCUACCUAACGUUUCUGGGGUGUGGGAGGCGCCGCCUGGAGCGGGAGGCGUUGUGGUUGGUGUCACGCUGUAUGAAUCGGAGUUGACGCUGUUUCGGGGAAAGAUGGCAGAAUUCGUCAACGGCAAAGACUUUUGAUAAGUAGAAGCUUCUCAUGGUCGGGGUCAAAUAAGGGGUGUGGCUAGUUUCGAAGAUGGGGCCGGAAGGACACCGGCAUUGGGGGCGGUAUUCUCGCUUAGCGGGCUCGACCGUUGCGGACCAAAGGUAGAAAACAAACGGUCAAACCGACUCAGGACUCUGUUGUCGAUGUCAUUGAUGACUGAGGUACUUCAUGGGCCUGCCGUUGUCCGGCGAGUGUUUUCUGUGGUCCCUACUGAGAGCGAUACAGUCCAUAUAUGUACGUAGGAAUUUUACUUCCGAUUGAGAGGUGUUAUACGGGUUCUUCAUCUGCAGUUUCCUUCCGUCCGCCGGUUCACCUUUCAUCUUGAUACCAAUACAAAUCCGAGCCUACCUUUGAA
Fimicolochytrium jonesii is the source of this 1917-nucleotide messenger RNA. RefSeq lists its product as uncharacterized. Lineage: Eukaryota; Fungi; Chytridiomycota; Chytridiomycetes; Spizellomycetales; Powellomycetaceae. Bases 92 to 1537 code for a protein of 481 amino acids. The record is from RefSeq and is a predicted model, not a curated record. Gene Ontology annotation, molecular function: acyltransferase activity, transferring groups other than amino-acyl groups. The transcript has 3 exons.